AUGGUUAUACCAAAUAUAAAAUCUGAAAAGUCUUCGAGUAUCGAGGACCUCGAACAAGCCAACCAACCACCCAGCAACCAUGUCGACUGCGACGAAGAAUAUUCGGUCCCAGAGCAGUGCAAAAUCAUCCAUCGCAUUGAUCGCCGGCUAAUUUCAAUGUGCGGACUUGCCUUUUGUCUGUCAUUGAUUGAUAGGACAAACCUCAGCAUGGCCGCUGUGGCUGGCAUGACAAAGGAUCUAGAGCUCUUUGGCGAGCGAUAUUCGAUCAUUAUCCUGGUUUUCUUCAUUCCAUAUGUAAUCAUGCAACCUCCAAUGACUGUUGUCACGCGAAAAAUCGGUCCAAGAAUCUUCCUAGGCGCUAUCAUAAUGUCAUGGGGGGCAUUAUUAGUCGGAAUGGGAUUCGCGAAUAACUGGAAACAUAUUGCUGCUUGCCGUGUGCUGCUGGGCGCUUUGGAGGCUGGAUACUUCCCCGGUUGUGUAUAUCUGCUGUCUAGCUGGUAUGUCCGCUACGAAGUUCAACAACGGUUCUCGUUUUUCUACCUGUUUGGCUGCGUCUCAUCCGCAUUGGCCGGCAUCUUGGCUUAUGGCUUGUCCCAGAUGGACGGAAUCCAGGGGAUACAAGGCUGGCGCUGGAUUUUCAUCAUGGAAGGAGUUAUCUCAGGUAUCGUGGGUGUUCUGACCAUUCUUUUCCUGGUCGAUUUUCCCGACAAAGCCCACAGAUCAUUCAAGUUUCUCAGCGAGAAGGAAUGUGCAUUCAUUAUCCGACGUAUCAAUCGAGAUCGAGCGGAUGGCGAUGCAGAAGCUUUCAGCAUGAAAAAUUUCCUAAUGCCAGCCUUGGACCUCAAAAUCUGGGGCUUUGCGAUGAUAUUCUUUUGUAUUACCACCAACACCUAUGCAAUCUCCUAUUUUCUCCCUAUCAUUCUUCAACAAGGAAUGGGAUACGGCGUCGCUGCCUCGCAAUGCCUCGUCGCACCACCAUUUGGUCUCGCUGCCAUCUUGAUGUUUGCAACAUCCUGGGUGGGUGAUAAAUACCGCAUGCGCGGUCCCAUCUUGGCCUUGAAUGCUUUAGUUGGCAUCGUCGGGCUUCCAAUCAUGGGGUUUGCAGAAAGCAACGCUGCCAGAUAUGUUGGUGUUUUUCUGGCUGUAGCGGGCGCCAACGCGAAUGUGCCUGCUUCCAUGGCCUAUCAAGCUAAUAACGUACGAGGACAGUGGCCUCGUGCGUUUUCUAGUGCUACCCUUGUGGGCUUCGGAGGUAUUGGUGGCAUUGUGAGCAGCUUGGUGUUCCGAGAACAAGACGCGCCUGUGUAUCGGUUAGGAAUGUGGACAACCAUUGUUUGCAACAUUUUGAUUUUGCUUAUUGUGGCAUCGUUGUCUCUCUGGUUCCGUUAUUCAAACAAACAGGCUGAUGAGGGAAAGAAGACCAUUGAGGGUUCAGCGGAUUUCAGAUAUACGAUUUGA
Messenger RNA from Aspergillus candidus, 1458 nucleotides. RefSeq names its product major facilitator superfamily domain-containing protein. The record is from RefSeq and is a predicted model, not a curated record. Gene Ontology annotation, biological process: transmembrane transport. Gene Ontology annotation, cellular component: membrane. The coding region runs from base 1 to 1458 and encodes 485 amino acids. Lineage: Eukaryota; Fungi; Ascomycota; Eurotiomycetes; Eurotiales; Aspergillaceae. Gene Ontology annotation, molecular function: transmembrane transporter activity. The transcript has 9 exons.